CAAAAACAUUAGAUUUUUUAAUGAUAUGGAUGUAAGAAGCAAUGAAGGUAGCAUGGAGCAGUGCAAUAUUAUUAGAUUGUGGGCAAUUCGAGCCAGAUUCAAUGCUACCCUUGAGAUGGCUUCAUGUUCAGCAAAUGUCAUUUCUAUGGUGGAGAGAAUGCUACAAGAUAUCACCGUAUCAGUUGAGAAGGAAGUAAAGCUUAAUGACGUUCAUAUUGCAAACUCUCAAAUUGAAAGCCAAAUUAGUUCAAAUGCAAAUGUAGUAUUGAGAGAUGGCGAAGAAAUUUUAAUUCGUGAUCCUAGUGGCCCAGUCAAAACAAAGGGUCGUCCAAGAGGUGCUAGCAGGUACAAGUCAGGAAUUGAAGAGUCACAAUCGAAAAAGGAUGUAAAACAUCGAAAAUGUGGGAAUUGUCAACAAUUGGGUCACUAUAAGACUGGUUGCCCGAAAUUGGUAAGUUACUUGAGAAUUCAUCUUGUAAUAUUUAUUUUCCGUUCAAUUGAAUUAUUUUUUGUGCACAACUUAUGAA
This is a messenger RNA of Asparagus officinalis (garden asparagus), 527 nucleotides long. RefSeq lists its product as uncharacterized. The transcript is spliced from 2 exons. Bases 26 to 526 code for a protein of 166 amino acids. Gene Ontology annotation, molecular function: nucleic acid binding; zinc ion binding. The record is from RefSeq and is a predicted model, not a curated record. Lineage: Eukaryota; Viridiplantae; Streptophyta; Magnoliopsida; Asparagales; Asparagaceae.